UCCCGGCAUCUCGCUCUCGCUUCGGGAUAAGGCAGUGUGGCUGGCCACGACACCUACCUUCCGUAUAAAUAUUCACUUACCCCCUCGGGAUCCCGAGAAAUCGCACACUCGUCGCUGCUUCCCACUUCUGUUUUGUUCACCUUUCCGGGGAUCCAAGGUGUUGUUCCCCCAUCUUCUCGCCCGCCGGCGAAGGGAUCCCGUGGAGUCUGCAGAGGAGGGAGAUGGCUGUGGUUCGGUCUCCUCUCGAUUGAUUGAAUUGUUCGGAUGCGAGGCUUGGUUGGGGAUUUGGUUUGUGGGAAGCAGCAGCAGCAGAAGCAGAGAAGAGUGGGAGGAGGAUGAGCUUUGGUGUCGUGGGCAUGGAAGAGGAGCGCGGCGCGGCGGCGGCGGCGGCAGCGGCGGAGGAGAUCCGGAGGCUGCCGGCGGAGGUCAACUGGGAGAUGCUCGACAAGUCGCGCUUCUUCGUCCUCGGCGCCGCGCUCUUCUCCGGCGUCUCCGCCGCGCUGUACCCGGCCGUCGUCGUCAAGACGCACCUGCAGGUGGCGCCGCCCCCGCAGGCGGCCACCGCGACCGUCUCCGCCAUCCUCCGCCGCGACGGGCUCCGAGGGUUCUACCGCGGGUUCGGCGCGUCGCUGGCCGGCACCGUGCCCGCGCGCGCGCUCUACAUGGCGGCGCUCGAGGCCACCAAGAGCUCCGUCGGAUCCGCCGCUCUCCGGUUCGGCGUCUCCGAGCCCGCGGCCUCCGCGGUCGCCUCCGCCGCCGCGGGCGUCUCUGCCGCCGUCGCCGCGCAGGUCGUGUGGACCCCCGUCGACGUCAUCAGCCAGCGGCUGAUGGUCCAGACCUCCGCCACCACCCGCUACAGCGGCGGCGCGGACGCCUUCAGGAAGAUCCUCCUCGCCGACGGGGUCCGCGGCCUCUACCGCGGCUUCGGCCUCUCCAUCAUCACCUACGCGCCGUCCAACGCCGUGUGGUGGGCGUCCUACGCCAUGGCGCAGCGCUUCGUCUGGCGCGUCGUGGGCACCGACCGCUCCGAGAGCUACCCCGCCCUCAUGGCCGUGCAGGGCGCGAGCGCGGCCGUCGCCGGGGGCGCGGCCGCGCUCGUCACCAUGCCGCUGGACACCGUCAAGACGCGCCUCCAGGUCAUGGAGACCGACGCGGCGGCGGCGCGGCCGACGCUGGCGAGCACCAUGAGGGGCCUGCUCAAGGAAGGCGGCUGGGCCGCGUGCUACCGCGGGCUCGGCCCGAGGUGGGGAUCCAUGUCGCUGUCCGCUGCCACCAUGGUCACCACCUACGAGUUCCUCAAGCGGCUGUCGGCCAAGGAAGGCUCCUUCGAUUAGAUCCCUUAACCGUAGCUUCGUUCAUCGAGUGACUCGAACCAAAUUAGCCUCGAAGCGAGAUCGAUCCGUGAAGGUGGUGAGCGGUUAAUUAGCUAGGAUUCCUGUACAUAUGCUUAAGAUCGUCUGUUCCGUUUCUCGUUUUAGUUUCCUGGAUCUCUGGUGCUAUAGAGGGAGCAUAAGAACAGGCACUGGAAGGAGGGUUUAGGAUGCAAGCCCGAGUUUUGGUGGUUUUGCCGUGGUGGCCAUGCUGCCGCUGCCGAUGAUGAUGAUGAAAAAUUAGCUGAAAUGGAAGAUUUUCAGUCAGAACUUCUGAUGAACUGUCUUGUUAAUACUGCAUCUUGCUUUGGUUUCUCA
This is a messenger RNA of Brachypodium distachyon (stiff brome), 1688 nucleotides long. RefSeq names its product solute carrier family 25 member 44. NCBI's taxonomy places the organism in Eukaryota, Viridiplantae, Streptophyta, Magnoliopsida, Poales, Poaceae. The record is from RefSeq and is a predicted model, not a curated record. The transcript has a single exon. Bases 336 to 1334 code for a protein of 332 amino acids. Gene Ontology annotation, biological process: transmembrane transport.